Molecule: messenger RNA, 947 nt
Organism: Owenia fusiformis
Lineage: Eukaryota; Metazoa; Annelida; Polychaeta; Sabellida; Oweniidae
Source: the annotation of a GenBank genome assembly
AGUGAAUUGGUUUACUCAUACAAGGGUGAUUUAGUGACACAAGUGUGAUUUAAAGACUGCACAUAUUAACAAAGUGGUAAAGUGGAAGACCGAUACUGGCAUAAUGAUAGGCUUAUUCAACAGGAAGCAACCCAUUAAAGUCAAACAUGAUGAACUUGAGAUACGUCCGUUUGAACCAAAGAAGGACAAUUGGGUAGAAGUGAGAAAUAUGGCUUUUGCUUCGUACAAAGAGCUUAUUACAGAAGUUAUAAAUGACUUCAUGUUUCAUCCAAUACUUAGCAGUAUACUAGCCAUAUUAGCUGGGGUGUUAUACCAAAUGAAAGGCUCCUUGUGGAACCCCUUCAUUUUCCUGGUGGUGUUAUAUCCUACAUUGUAUUUCUUCUUAGUCUGGAAGAUUCCCAUUCUGGAGAUGUCUAAGCAGGUAGAUUAUGACAAAUUUGUAGAAUAUUGGAUUCAACCAAACCAUCCUUUAUGGCUGUUAUUCCACAAAGGGAAACUGAUUGGCAGUGCUGGUUUGAAGGAACUUGAUGUUAACACAAGAGGUGAACUCGUGCGUGUAUAUAUAGCACCAGAAUAUAGGCACAAUGGACUUGGUGAGAUUCUGGUUUACACUGUUAUAGAUUAUUGCGAAAAGCACAAAUAUGACGAAUUGACACUUGCAACGAGCGUACUUCAAACUGCUGCAAUGAAGCUUUAUGAAAAGAUUGGAUUCAAACAAUAUAAACCAUAUACUGCAUAUUACCUCAAACCUAUAUUGAGUGUUGAAGAAAAUAUGUACAACAUGACAUUUCCAAGGAAAUAAAUAAUUAAAACUACAUUGAACUUUUAGCAUGAGAAUUGUCACUUUAUUCAAUUCAAUGACUGUGAAGUUUCCAGCAAUCUAAACUGCAAACUCCCUUAAAAGUCUUUCUUGUUACAAUAUUUAAAAUUAACCCAUUGUGCCCCUG